AUGUUUGGAAGAACAUUCAGUGUUAGAUUGCAGGCAUUGCGGGUCUCCCGAAGAAAUUUCUCGCUCACGAGAUCAGCAUUAGUAGGACAGAAUGUGAUAGAGAAAAUCGUACAGAAGUUUUCUGUUGGACUGCCAAAGGGAAAGAAGGUGCACUCAGGGGAUUAUGUCACAAUCCAGCCUGCUUAUGUCAUGACUCAUGACAAUUCUUGGCCGGUGGCUUUGAAAUUUAAAGGUCUUGGUGCCAAGCACGUGAAAAAUAACAGACAGAUCGUGAAUGCUUUGGAUCACGACAUUCAAAAUAAGUCGGAGAAGAAUCUCACAAAGUACAGAAACAUCGAAAACUUUGCCAAAAGUCAAGGCAUUGACUUUUAUCCUGCUGGAAGGGGAAUUGGACAUCAAGUCAUGAUCGAGGAAGGAUAUGCUUUUCCAGGCACUUUAACUGUUGCUUCAGACUCACACUCAAAUACGUAUGGUGGUAUUGGUGCUCUUGGAACACCGAUAGUGAGAACAGAUGCAGCAGCCGUUUGGGCAACAGGCCAGACGUGGUGGAAAGUUCCUCCAGUUGCAAAGGUUAUUCUUAAGGGUACACUUCCUGCCGGAACCAGUGGUAAGGAUGUAAUUGUGGCUUUAUGUGGUCUUUUCAACAAGGAUGAAGUUUUAAACCAUGCCCUAGAGUUUUCAGGUGAUAGAUUAGAUCAGCUUCCGAUCGAUUACAGGCUAACGAUCGCCAACAUGACCACCGAAUGGGGUGCAUUAUCCGGGGUGUUCCCUGUGGACCAGACGCUUAUCAAAUUCUAUCGUGACAGAUUGCAGAGGCUUGGACCUAAUCAUCCAAGAGUCACAGAGAAGAGGAUUGAUGAGCUUGAGCGUAAUCCAAUUCGUCCAGAUGAGGAUGCCUACUAUGACAAGACUCUAACGAUCGACUUAUCUACCAUUGAGCCAUGCGUUUCCGGACCUAACUCUGUGAAGAUAAGCAACUCAGUGUCCAAAUUGUCUGGCGAUAACAUCAAGGUCAACAAGGCAUACCUUGUUUCGUGCACGAACUCGAGAUUGAGCGACAUUAAGAGUGCUGCUUCAGUCGUCAAGGGCCACAAGGUUGCACCGGGUGUUGAAUUUUAUGUUGCAGCAGCUUCUUCACUCAUCCAGAGGGAUGCUGAAGCUUCAGGAGCCUGGAAGACUCUUCUUGAUGCAGGUGCUAUCCCACUUCCGGCCGGUUGUGGUCCAUGUAUUGGUCUAGGUGCUGGAUUGUUAGAACCAGGUGAAGUGGGAAUUUCCGCCACGAACAGAAACUUCAAGGGAAGAAUGGGAUCACGUGAUGCACUUGCAUAUUUGGCUUCUCCCGCUGUUGUUGCAGCCUCUGCUGUUUUGGGCAAGAUUGGAUCUCCCGCUGAGGUUCAAGGUCUUCCAUGCCCACCGGAACAUCACGUGAGUACAUCUAUCAUGGUGAAUGACAAACCAGCAGAGACAGAAUCAGCAGAUAAUUCUACAGCUACCGCCGGACAGGUUUUGGACGGAUUCCCAGAGAAAAUUACCGGUGAAAUCGUUUUCUUGGACUCCGAUAACAUCAACACGGAUGGAAUAUACCCGGGAAAGUAUACCUAUCAGGAUGAUGUUCCAAGAGAAACCAUGGCCAAAGUGUGUAUGCAGAAUUACGAUCCCGAGUUUGGAUCCAAGACCAAGGCUGGCGAUAUUUUGGUUGCUGGCUACAAUUUCGGUACUGGUUCUUCCAGAGAACAAGCUGCUACUGCGAUAUUGGCCAGAGACAUGCCUAUGGUUGUGGCUGGAUCAUUCAGCAAUACAUUUGGUCGUAAUGCUAUUAACAAUGCUCUUCUUACCCUUCAGAUUCCAGAGCUCUUGGCCAAGCUUAGAGAACAGUACAAGAAUGAAAAGAAGUUGCCUACGAGAAGAACUGGAUGGAUUUUCAACUGGGAUGUUCCAAAAUCGGUUGUCACAGUGAAGAAUGCUUCUGGAGAUGUGAUUUUGAAGCAGAAAGUUUCUGAGGUCGGCCCUAACUUACAGGCAAUCAUUGUUGAAGGUGGCUUGGAAGGAUGGGUCAGAGCAGAGUUGAAAAAACAGUAA
Molecule: messenger RNA, 2079 nt
Organism: Brettanomyces bruxellensis
Lineage: Eukaryota; Fungi; Ascomycota; Pichiomycetes; Pichiales; Pichiaceae
Gene: LYS4
Product: mitochondrial Homoaconitase
Exons: 1
Coding region: 1-2079 (692 amino acids)
Biological process (GO): L-lysine biosynthetic process
Molecular function (GO): homoaconitate hydratase activity; 4 iron, 4 sulfur cluster binding
Source: RefSeq, a predicted model, not a curated record